AUCACGUUUAACCAAAUGUCUAGUCACUAAUACCAAUUAUACCUAAUAAACGACCAAAUUAUUAAUUCGUGAGUACAAUAGAUUUAAUAAUUGUCAAAAAUAUGGACCUAUGCCGCAAUGGCCAGUCCCCAUACCAGGGGAUGGAUGAAGUUGGAUGGGAUGCGAGCCAAAAAAUGAUUGCGCUCGAGCAACAAAACCGCUCCGUACCAUUAGAAAUUGAUUCGCCAAAUAAUGAUAGAAAAGAAGUUCCUGACUUUGUGCUCACUUAUGUGGAUAAGGACACAUCUCAUGCUCAGCGAAGAGAAAUCUUUGAGCAGCAUUUGCGAGAUCAAGGUCUACGCCUAGAAUAUGAGCACGAGCACAAUUUAAGUUUUAUCAAGAUUUUUACUACUCAGGAGGUGCUCUGCCGAUAUGCUGACAUUAUGAAACUCCGUAUGCCGAUAAAACUAUCACCUGAAGAAAGAGCUUGCAGUCAAGAACCUUCCGACAUAUUCGACGAUGCACGUACUUGGUUUGCACAAGUUUUUCAUUUCGCAACAUUGGAUCCUGCUAAAUUCCCUACCCGGAAGUAUCAGUUGUCUACUGAAUUUUCUAAAGAUAAAAUUUACCUAUUUGACGUCGAUGCUGAAAACUUUUUUCCUUGGAGCGUACGAUGUAUGGUAGUUGAUUUUAUUCUUGCCAGACAAGCUGAGGGUAUUGAAUCUCUAUUGAUCGAUGGAGUUUACUCAGCAGCUUAUCCAUUGCAUGAUGGUACCUAUAAGCAAUCUGGAUCCAAAAGAUCACUGCUCUACCAGGAAUGGGGCUCCACCCGUAAAUGGGUAAAACUGCAGCCCCUGGACACCAUCGCGGAUUAUUUUGGAGUAAAUUUCGCGAUAUACUUUGCGUGGCUCGGCUUUUAUACGUACAUGCUUAUUCCUGCUAGUAUAGCAGGAUUAUUAUGUUUCUUUUAUGGAUUGAUUACUUUAAAUUCGAAUCAGUUGGCAAACGAAGCUUGUGAUAAAACCGCCAGUGAGAUUGUGAUGUGUCCUCAGUGUGACAAAACAUGUGACUAUUGGAGACUGAACGAGACGUGUUUGCUAACGAAAGUAACUUACUUGUUUGAUAAUCCGGCUACUCCAGUAUUUGCGGUUUUUAUGUCAUUUUGGACUACCUUGUACCUUGAAUUGUGGAAGCGAAGAUCCGCAGAACUAAGCCAUCGCUGGGGAUUAAUAGAAUGGGAUCGAUCGUCGGAACACCCUCGACCAGGAUAUCUGUCUCUCCUUGCCAAAGCAACAUUCUUCAGAAUAAAACAAAAAGUGAAUGCAGUUACGCGUCAAAUAGAGCCUCAUGUGAGUUACUGGAAGGUACGAGUCCCAGCAACCUUCUUCAGCUUUUCUGUUGUUCUUCUGCUGACUUGUACUGCCGUUGCCGCUGUUUUUGCAGUAGUUUUGUACCGCAUGUCAAUGAUUACGAGCAACUCACUCUUCGGCCAUGAAGUAGAUUCCGCGAGCUACAAGACCCUUGCUCUGCCAGCCGUCGCAGCUGUUCUCAAUUUGGUGUGCAUUCUAGCACUGAAUUACAUAUACGAUUGGCUAGCAGUGUACCUAACGGAAAUGGAAUUCUUACGAACUCAAGCAGAAUUUGACGAUAGCUUAACACUGAAAGUAUACCUGUUUCAAUUUGUCAACUACUACGCUUCCAUAUUUUACAUAGCUUUUAUGAAAGGCAAGUUUGUUGGAUAUCCCAAGAAGUAUAAUCGAAUAUUAGGAUACAGACAGGAAGAAUGCAGCCCGGGAGGAUGUCUUAUGGAGCUCAGUAUACAGCUGGCAAUUAUAAUGGUUGGAAAACAAGCGCUGUCUACUGCAAUAGAGAUGAUUUUGCCAGUAAUAAUGAAAUCGUGGGCCUUAUUCCGAAUCCACACAGGUCUGAAACAAAAGGAUCCCAUUCCUACUAAGAACCAAUGGAUUCGAGACUUCAAACUCCUUAAUUGGGGUUCAAGAGGCCUGUACGACGAAUAUUUGGAAAUGGUAAUCCAGUUUGGGUUCAUAACCAUCUUCGUCACAGCGUUUCCGCUGGCGCCGUUUUUUGCUUUGGCUAAUAACGUUCUCGAAAUGCGUUUAGACGCAACAAAAUUUCUCCGACAUUACAGACGGCCAGUACCUCGACGUGUACGGGAUAUUGGAAUUUGGGCUCGUAUUCUGGACGCCCUUGCACGCAUUUCAGUUACUACUAACGCAUUUAUAAUCGCAUUUUCGUCAAAUUACAUACCGCGAUUCGUGUACAUGAUGGUUGUUAGUGAGGACAAGACUGACCACGGAUUCUUGAACCAUACUCUUGCGUACUUCAGAACAGCGGAUUUUAUUAAUGAAACUGCUCCAUUGGAAAGCAAGUUCGAAAAUAUCACUGUAUGUAGAUAUGCGGAGUACAGAAAUCCUUACGGGCUCGGUGUUCUGUCCUACAAACGGCCUCCAAUCUACUGGCAUAUUCUGGCUGCAAGAUUAGCAUUUGUCGUCGUCUUUCAGAACGUUGUCGGUUUGCUGACGAUGACCGUGCAAUGGUGCCUGUCUGGCACACCCCGAAAAUUACGUGCGCGUAUAAAACGUGAAGCGUUUCUGGCGGAGGAGCUAAUCAUUAAAAGAGAAGCUGCACGUGCGAGGGAUUAUCUCGAGGGACAGCAACUCAAUCAAUCGGAUUCUAUGCAUGGCGACAACAACAGCAAUGCAAUUCAAAGAAGGCCGUAUAUAACAGAAAACUGACUGUAACCAUUCGCACACUCAAAUUUCCCGAUCCCGUACCUUGACUUGAUCUCUUUUCGGAAUGAACAACAGAAUCGGCUCUUUAUUUGGCAAGUAAUAGACAUCUUUCCAUUAAAUGACCUUAUUUUCAACAAACUUACCAUGUAGCUUCACAUUUCACAGGUCACAGUAUUGAACCCGCGAAGCUAUAUAUUCGAACUAUUUACAAAUGAAAUAUUCAUACUAGUACAUUUUUUCUCAGCAAUGAUUGGCGCGUCAUUACAGUUUGGUGCCGAAGUGCUCAAAAUACAUUUCACAAAUUUUUUAAUCGAACUAAUUAGGCUUAAAUUAGUAAAUUUGUACCUAUAUUAUACUUAUACCGUGUGUACGAUCUGAAUUUUUAUAAUACUCUUUAAGUACGGAA
Messenger RNA from Neodiprion fabricii, 3138 nucleotides. RefSeq names its product anoctamin-5-like. Gene Ontology annotation, biological process: chloride transmembrane transport. Gene Ontology annotation, molecular function: protein dimerization activity; chloride channel activity. Lineage: Eukaryota; Metazoa; Arthropoda; Insecta; Hymenoptera; Diprionidae. The record is from RefSeq and is a predicted model, not a curated record. Gene Ontology annotation, cellular component: plasma membrane. The transcript has 13 exons. Bases 102 to 2735 code for a protein of 877 amino acids.